AUGUCGAGCUCAUCGAACACUAAGUCCUCCUAUGGUACAGCCAUGAGCACAAACUGGAGCCGCAGGAAAGAAAGAGAAAGAGGGUUUCCUAGAUUUUGUAAGAAAUGUGGAGCAGGCUUUGUGAUCUAUACUUCAAAAACCACCAAGAACCCAGGAAGGCUUUUCCAUGGUUGUCCUAAUGGUAGUGAAGAGGAUAAAAAUCAUCUGUUUAAAUGGACAGAUGAAGCAGCUGUAGAAGAAAUUGAGGAUAUGAAGAGCUUGUUUGAUGAAAAGUUCGGCCAUUUCGAGCUUCAAAAUCAGAGAUGCGAAGAUCUAAUAAAAAGCUAUGACAAAAAGAUUGAAGAUUUGACUGAUGCUUUAACUGGAUUUGGGAAUGAGAUAAAAGAGAUGAAAGAGUUGGUUCAUGGGUAUGAGAAAGAUGUGAAGACCUUGAAAAAGAUGGUAAUUUGUGGAGUUGGAAUGAUGAUUGGGUAUUACUAUUUUGCUAUGUAG
Brassica napus (rape) is the source of this 492-nucleotide messenger RNA. RefSeq lists its product as uncharacterized. NCBI's taxonomy places the organism in Eukaryota, Viridiplantae, Streptophyta, Magnoliopsida, Brassicales, Brassicaceae. The transcript is spliced from 3 exons. The coding region runs from base 1 to 492 and encodes 163 amino acids. Gene Ontology annotation, molecular function: zinc ion binding. The record is from RefSeq and is a predicted model, not a curated record.